AUGUCGACUGACAAGAUUACCUUCCUGACCAACUGGCACGCUACGCCGUACCACGCUCCGCUGUACCUGGCCCAGGCCAAAGGUUAUUUCAAGGACGAAGGCAUCAAGGUUGCCUUGCUUGAACCCAACGACCCCAGCGAUGUGACCGAAAUCAUCGGCACCGGCAAAGUCGAUCUCGGCUUCAAGGCUAUGAUCCACACCCUUGCCGCCAAAGCUCGCAACUUCCCGGUCCUGUCCAUCGGCAGCCUCCUGGACGAGCCCUUCACUGGCGUGGUCUAUCUCAAGUCGUCCGGUAUCACGCCUGACUUCCGCACCCUCAAGGGCAAGCGCAUCGGCUACGUCGGUGAGUUCGGCAAGAUCCAGAUCGACGAGCUGACGUCGCACUACGGCAUGUCCCCCUCGGACUACACGGCCGUGCGCUGCGGCAUGAACGUGUCCAAGGCUAUCAUCGAGGGCGCCAUCGACGCCGGCAUCGGCCUCGAGAACGUGCAGAUGGUUGAGCUCGAGGAGUGGCUGGUGGCGCAGGGCCGUCCCAAGACCGACGUGCAGAUGCUGCGCAUCGACGAGCUCGCCGAGCUGGGCUGCUGCUGCUUCUGUACCAUCCUGUACAUUGGCAACGAGCGCUUCGUCUCGCAGAACCCGGACAAGGUGCGCGCCUUCAUGCGCGCCGUCAAGCGCGCCACCGACUUUGUUCUCGCCCGGCCAGAGCAGGCCUGGGCCGAGUAUGUCGAUUUCAAGCCCGUCAUGGGCACCCCGCUGAACCGCAAGAUCUUUGAGCGCAGCUUCGCCUACUUCUCGCGCGACCUGAAGAAUGUCAGGCGGGACUGGGAGAAGGUUACCAAAUAUGGCAAGCGUCUUGGUGUGCUGGACGAGAGCUUUGAGCCUAACUACUCCAACGAGUUCCUCGGUUGGGCCCUCGAGGAGGAGUCUGCGGACCCGACUGGAGAUCAGAAGAGAAUGGCGGAGCUGCAGCAGGAGGUUUGCCGCUGCGGCGGCUUUCAACGCCUCGAGGCCAAAGUUGGCGCUUGA
This is a messenger RNA of Parathielavia appendiculata, 1029 nucleotides long. Its product is annotated as NMT1-domain-containing protein. The record is from RefSeq and is a predicted model, not a curated record. Gene Ontology annotation, biological process: thiamine biosynthetic process. The transcript has 4 exons. Lineage: Eukaryota; Fungi; Ascomycota; Sordariomycetes; Sordariales; Chaetomiaceae. The coding region runs from base 1 to 1029 and encodes 342 amino acids.